AGCAGGGCGCCCGGACCACAGCGAGGCGGAGAGGCUCCUGUUGCAGAUCACACUUGUGCAUCCACUCGGUCGGUUCAUCAUGGAGGCGCAGCGGUAUCCCAUCAGCAUCGGUCUAAUCGGAGUCAUGCACAAGGAGAAGUGCAAAAUGUAUAUGACCUCCGUGCUUUGGUCAGACGAGAAUGAGAUUGUAGUUUACAGGACUUUUGUGGACUUCAAAAAAAUGCACAAACAAAUGAAGAAACUAUUCCCUGUAGCAAACAAAAUGAAAAAAUCCGACCGAAUCAUCCCCAAAUUUCAAGACAAUUUCCUUGUAGACAAGAUGGGGAACGGCAACGUGCAGAAAAAAGGGUCAACCAAGUCACUCCUGCGCCUCAAGUCACUGCAGAGAUAUUGCAAUGCACUUCUGAGCAGCGACCCCCAGGUCUCUCAGAGCAAAGAACUCAUCCAGUUCUUGCACCCCAACGCCGACGACCUGCAACCGGACUUUGUUAAGAACAGCAUUGUCGUCUUGCCAUCGGACAACGAGAUCCAUGCCAAUGGAGCACCGGUCCCCGGUGGCAACGUGUCCACGCCCUUCGUCACAGAGACGUACAGAUGUGUGGCGGCCUACGAGACCAAAGACACCAAGAACAAACCUUUCAAAGUGGCGUUGAACGAACAAUUGGACGUGCUCAUCAAAGACCAAGCGGGGUGGUGGCUUGUAGAGAAUGAAGACAAGCGUAUGGCCUGGUUCCCCGCCCCCUACCUGGAAAAGCUUGAGGAGGAUGAUGACGAUGAAGAGGACAUAGAUGGGGGCCCUGAGAGAGGACUGCUGUACACUGCAGUAAAGACCUACAAGGCCACCAAAAACGACGAGAUAACCGUGGCCAUUGGUUCGGUGGUGGAGGUCCUACAGAAGUCUGACAACGGCUGGUGGCUCAUCAGGUACAACACUAAAGCGGGUUACAUCCCCACCAUGUACCUGCAGCCAUACAAGUACCCCCACAUCCGCAUGACAGCCAACCAUCAGUCACGGCGCUCGUCCUCCCCGCAGCCAAUGUCCAGCCUGGAACUGCAGUCCAACCAGCUCAGCCUCUCGCAAGGAAACCUGCUGCAACUUCCAACGAUAAGGUCUUCCACUCCCAAACCGAUCCAACCGCCCACACAGAGAUCAGACUCUCCGGGUAUGCUGUCGGAAGAGCCUCUGACUGAAGCUUGCCCCGCUGCCGCUGCCAUCGCUGCCGCCGCCGCGGCCACUGCCGCUGCCAAUGCUGCUGCAGCUGCCGCCGCCAACGCCGCUGCUGCUGCCUCUGCCGCUGCCAACGCUGCUGCCAAUGCCGCUGCCAAAGUUGACCCCCCGCCCACGAUCAUGGUGGAGAUGGAAAAGGAGACCGGUCGCCGCACCAUGAGCCCCAGAACAGAUAGUGACGGAAGCUUUUCGAGCGACUACAGCGAUGACCUCAAUGCUUCCUGGGCGAGCUCCACGUCCUUCAACCUCAGCCAGAGCUACAAUGAGCAACAGCUGCGUAGGAGCAUCACGCCUACCCCUGUGGCGGGUAGUCGCCUGGACCCGCAAAGCAUCACGCAGGGUAAAAUGAUGGCCAGCAUUUCCGAUCCCAACCUGUACAAGGGCCCAACGGCACCCAAGGUGCCGCCAAGACCGCAUGCCAAGGAGAUCCUCUCCCGGUGCACCACCAUCACCAUCAAGAACGCCGCCAAAGGCGAUCAGCUUCAAUGAGAUGCAAAAAAAAUAAAACAAAGCCAGAAAUCCGGGCAUAGUUACGGCUUCAGACCAUAAUCUGAACAGCCAAAUAAAGACAAUUCAGCCUCUUGUAUAAUAUGAAGGAUUAGUAGACUUAUGUCCAAAGGAUUUGGGAAACCCUGUCUAUGCAUUGAUCAUUCAUUUUGAAAUGUCCUUGUGCCAUAUCUUUUGAUGCUUUUUACGUGAAACUUUGAAUCACCUUGCUGUAAGUUCUAAACUAUGUUUCUAACUCCUUUGAACUUGGAUAUUUUUUUAGACAAGAGAUUCCUUUUUUGAAAAGUAUUUUCCAUACUGGAAACUCCGUGUUGACUGUUUUCUUGAA
This is a messenger RNA of Pungitius pungitius (ninespine stickleback), 2063 nucleotides long. RefSeq names its product NADPH oxidase organizer 1a (gene noxo1a). Gene Ontology annotation, molecular function: phosphatidylinositol binding; superoxide-generating NADPH oxidase activator activity; protein binding. Bases 80 to 1717 code for a protein of 545 amino acids. Gene Ontology annotation, biological process: superoxide anion generation. The transcript has 8 exons. Gene Ontology annotation, cellular component: cytoplasm. Lineage: Eukaryota; Metazoa; Chordata; Actinopteri; Perciformes; Gasterosteidae. The record is from RefSeq and is a predicted model, not a curated record.